Messenger RNA from Larimichthys crocea (large yellow croaker), 2711 nucleotides. Its product is annotated as claudin-20. Gene Ontology annotation, cellular component: membrane; bicellular tight junction. Lineage: Eukaryota; Metazoa; Chordata; Actinopteri; Sciaenidae. The record is from RefSeq and is a predicted model, not a curated record. Gene Ontology annotation, molecular function: structural molecule activity. Bases 726 to 1562 code for a protein of 278 amino acids. The transcript has 2 exons.
ACUCUUAUCACCGCGUUGCAGUGGGCGAUUCUUCACACAAGUCACAUGACGAGCGACACCUUGAUUCACACUGCAGCUGGACAAAGAGCAGCUCAGCGGUUUCUAUCACAGAAACAGUCGAUGGUGCGUGAUGAGUCUGAAAGGUUUUUAAAAAGCCGCAGAUAUCAUCAGCGCUCAUCAGCCACGCUUCAUUCUGACGAGGUAGCAGCGUUUUUCAAACGCUCGGAAAACUCUUUCUGAACAAUCAGAAUCAUUUUCAGGUUCGCGGCUGCUUUUCUUGCCGUCAACGAGAACCAUUUCCGCGGCGCCGUACCCCGCCAUCAACCCAUCAGAUAAGAGUGCUGCUCUGCGGCUCCUUCAGCAGAACCCGUGACCUUCAGGGUCCAAACAAAAACCUGUUUCCUGAACCAGACUUUGGUCAGUUUGGUUCGUACCAAGGUUUCUUCUAUCCAGAGAAAGAAAUGUAAUAAGAGCGACGCAUGGUGCAUCUUUUCCAGGACGCACAAUAGGAUGAAACUGUAUGUACAGUUGCCAAGGAGACGCAGGCAGAGGGGUAGUUAGAGGCUGUUAACCCACAGCCUGUUUUCAUUCACCGCCUCUCUGCUCCGUCCUCAGGAUUCACUUCAGGAGACGCUGCCAAAGACACCACACAGCUCGCUGGAGCCUCGGCUGAGGAAUUAUCUGCUGUCAGGACCUGGAGCUGGACGGGUGGGGGGUGCUGAGCCAUGCUGUCCGCUGCCAUUCAGAUCCUGGCGUUCGCCUUGGCGCUCCUUGGCGUCCUCGGCACCACGGUAGCCACUCUGCUUCCCAACUGGAAGGUGAGCAUCAAUGCCUGGUCCAGCAUCAUGACCCCCAUCUCGCAGAUGCAGGGGCUGUGGAUGGACUGCGUCUGGUACAGCUCCGGCGUCUUCAGCUGCACCAUGAAGAACUCGGUGCUGUCGUUGCCGGCGUAUCUGCAGACCAUGCGGGCCGCCAUGGUUCUGUCCUGCAUGGUGGCGUUGUUUGGACUCUGCCUCGCCUCCCUGGGGCUCAAAUGUACCCGCUGGGGGGGCAGCCACCGAGCGAAGGGGCACACAGCCAUCGCUGCAGGGGGGUGCUUCGUCCUGGCCAGCUUUCUCUGCCUGGUCCCUGCGUCCUGGUUCACCAACGAAGUCAUCACCACCUUCCUGACCACGGACCUGCCAGACAGCAGUAAAUAUCAGCCUGGAGGAGCUCUGUGCGUCACGUUCAUCUCCGCUGGCUUCCUCCUGGCUGGAGGAGUCAUUUUUUGUUUGUCGUGUCCUGGAAAGAGAACAGGACGACCGGACUAUCCUUCCCCCGCCGAGCCCGGCAGACUUCUAAUGUACCGAGAGGAACAGCGGAGACGGGAGCUGCAGACGGAGCACGUGCCGCCGAAAAACCAGCAAAACAAGGUGGUGAAGCUGCAGAUGGACAAAGUGAAGCAGGAGAAACCUCCUCAGGAGAAACCUGGACAGCAUCACGGGCAGAAACUCUACUCGUCUCCCUCCAAACUCCCUCCAAAAGACAUCAAGGACAGCUACAGCCUCCAGGAGUAUGUUUAGUCCUCACAGCUGAGAUCUGAGUUUUCAGCUGUCUGGCUCAUAGAAAGGGGGAGGUGGACUGGGGGAGGUCUGCUCGAGGGGGGAUAAUUACCAAAUGUUGGAAACGGCAGAUUCAUUCUGAGACGAGGAGCUCGACGAGAACGCCACCAAACACGAUCCUUAAAAAACAAAGGUCUGAAGCAAAAAAAAAAAAAAGAGCUGAACCUGCUGAUCGUAAAAAAAAAAAAACCUGAUACUGAAAACCAGCCAAGAAACAAAGAUUCACUUCCUCUCUAAACUUUGUAACUAUUAUUAUAAUUAAUUCUAAUUUUAUCUGUGGGCAGAUAUUCUAGAAAUCAGCUGCUGCCAUCAACAAUGAAAAUAAAUGUCACGUAACAAUCAGAAAAUCAAAAUGCUGCUAAAUGACGGAAGCUGAGGAGAUUGGAAAUUGCACUUUAACAAACAGAUUAUUCCCAAAAUGCCAAAAGAAAAGAAAUGUGUUGUCGGUCAGUCAGCAUGGUCGGACGCUCUCACCCUGAGUUAAUACAUUUCUGGUUUGAGAUGAACGAGCUGAAAAAUUAUUCAUUACCUAAAUAAUAACAAUAAAUCAAAAGUACAUUAAAAACCUCCCAGUAUAUUGAUCACCACGUACGGUGACGUCACUUUCAUGAUAAGUGAUGAAACAUACAACACACUGUGCAGGCCUGACACACUGGGGCUCUUAUUGUGAAGUUUGUCUGAAACAUGGUCACACAGUUUGAUGGUGAGCGUGUGAAAGCUGGUUUCUUCGGUCAGGUUCAGGUUCAGCUGUUUGUUUUCAGAAUGAAGCUUCAGCAGCACGUCAGGACAGGAGUUAUCAAUUCUGAAGCAAAUGUUAAAGUGCAUCCCUGUUUAAAAAUGUUCUUCCGGUGCCACAACAGAAUAUUUGAGUUAGUGUUGCUCCGAUCGAUCGGCUGCCGAUCAUGAUCGGCCGAUAUUGUCUAAAAAUAGCCUGAUCGGCGAUCGGAAAAACAUGCCGAUCAGGAAGCCGAUCACGUGACGUACAUUAUUAGCGACGUUUCUAACUGGCAAACACGUGGAACAGUGGGCCAACAGGUGCAUAUCGACACAGACAUCCCAAGUCUCACGGAAGUUCCGGGAGUCUCCCUGAUAUUAACAGUGGCUCCCUGA